This is a messenger RNA of Cucurbita maxima (winter squash), 576 nucleotides long. Its product is annotated as succinate dehydrogenase assembly factor 4, mitochondrial. The transcript has a single exon. The record is from RefSeq and is a predicted model, not a curated record. NCBI's taxonomy places the organism in Eukaryota, Viridiplantae, Streptophyta, Magnoliopsida, Cucurbitales, Cucurbitaceae. Gene Ontology annotation, cellular component: mitochondrion. Gene Ontology annotation, biological process: mitochondrial respiratory chain complex II assembly. The coding region runs from base 53 to 385 and encodes 110 amino acids.
UUUCACGUACUAACCGUCAGCCGUCUGCAGAUCCGUUUGAGAGCGAAGAAGAAUGUCGAGCAAUCUCACCCGUCUAUUCUCGCCGCCUAGUCUCACCGCUCUAUCGGCGGUGAAUCGCGUCACUUCCACUUCGGUGAGUCGACUCGUCUCCUCCUCGGCGAAUCAACAACCUUCUCGAUUGGAGCAAGGUGUUCCCGGCGAGGAGCAACGAGAAGCUGGAAAAGGAAGUUUGCCGGAUCAACACGAGGCUGCCGGAGAUGAUCGAGAUAGUGAAGAUGAGGGAGCUGAUGUGAACAAAGCGACUGGCGAGGUCGGUGGACCUAAAGGUCCCGAGCCAACUCGCUAUGGCGAUUGGGAAAGAAACGGUCGGUGCUACGAUUUUUGAUAUUUCGAGGUUAGAUUCCGAAUAAGAUCUCAGGUGAUCCGAUUUCUGUAAUUCGAUUUCAUCGCCUUUGUUUCUUUAAUUCGAAUUAUAGUUUCGUUUUUUCUGUUGAUGGAUUGAUUUCGAGAUAGAAUGGAAAUUAGAAUAACGUUAUCCAGCUUUUCAAUAUUUCUUGAUUCUGGUUAUCUUCUUGC